Messenger RNA from Sitophilus oryzae (rice weevil), 839 nucleotides. It is a transcript of the gene eca, whose product is annotated as transmembrane emp24 domain-containing protein eca. The transcript has 3 exons. The record is from RefSeq and is a predicted model, not a curated record. Gene Ontology annotation, cellular component: endoplasmic reticulum; Golgi apparatus; endoplasmic reticulum-Golgi intermediate compartment. The coding region runs from base 147 to 803 and encodes 218 amino acids. Gene Ontology annotation, biological process: endoplasmic reticulum to Golgi vesicle-mediated transport; Golgi organization; intracellular protein transport. NCBI's taxonomy places the organism in Eukaryota, Metazoa, Arthropoda, Insecta, Coleoptera, Curculionidae.
CAAAAAUGUUGGCACUAGUGUGAUGUGAUAUAUAAAAUUUGAAUGUUGGUCACAUUGCUUUCCAUUUUCCAUUGAUAUUUGUGACGUGUUGAAAAAUAAGGAAAAAUUUAGAAACAUUUGAAAAUACAAUUUAAAAGGAUAUCAAAAUGUUUAGCGUAAAAGGAUAUGAGUUUUUAAUAUUUGUCAUAUUUGUAGUAGAUAUAUCAUCAGCUCUUUAUUUCCACAUAGCAGAAACCGAGAGGAAAUGUUUCAUAGAAGAAAUCCCUGAUGAAACAAAUGUUAUAGUUAACUAUAAAGUAGAGUUGUAUGACCCAAGGACUGGUGGUUUUAUGCCUUCAUCUCCUGGCAUUGGCAUGCAUGUUGAAGUUCGUGAUCCAGAUGACAAAACCAUUCUUUCUAGGGUGUAUUCAUCUGAAGGGAAGAUCUCCUUUACGUCACAUACUCCUGGAGAACAUGUUAUAUGUAUGUACUCGAACAGUUCUGCAUGGUUUGGUGGAUCUCAGUUAAGAGUACAUUUAGACAUACAAGUUGGUGAACAUGCUAUUAAUUAUGGUGAAGUAGUUCAGAAAGAAAAGCUAUCAGAAUUACAAUUAAGAAUCAGACAGCUUUUGGAUCAAGUUGAUCAGAUUACUAAAGAACAAAACUACCAAAGGUAUCGUGAAGAUAGAUUCAGACAAACCAGCGAGAGUACAAACUCAAGAGUAUUGUGGUGGUCAAUUACACAAACCGCAGUGCUUAUUUUAAUGGGAGCCUGGCAAAUGAGACAUUUAAAAACAUUUUUUGAAGCUAAAAAACUUGUAUAAAGCUUCUUUUGUUAAAUAUAUUUUUUAAAUAAAAAA